CAUUCGAUCUACACUAUCCUUGUCUGACAGAAACUCCAGUCCUAGUUCGUCUCUUCGUUGCCGCAUCUGCGAUGAUGUUUGUAUACCUACAAAACUCCUUUGGUGUCUUGGUGAUUCAAAUAUUACGAUGAGUAGUCGUGUGUGCGUUCGAUUGAGAUCUUGACCAACUUCGAGGUUCUUUUCCUUGGCAGUGAGUACAUUAUUCAAGAUGACCACUGAUCAAAGACAUGAAAGAAAUGACUUUGAUGAGAGCAACGAAGAUUGUUAUAUAUACCUGUACGUUGUACCAAGCUUGCAAGAAAUAGCGUCUCAUGAAAUAGUUCGAGAAAUAUGGCACAGAAAUCUAUCAACAUAUCCUCCUAUCAAAGGUGAAGAAACGAAUGUCAUCCCUUGUAAUAAAUUCCUUGAGUACUGUGACGAAUAUGUAUGCCAACAGCAGUCAAAAGAAAUGAUAACGCAUUUGAAAGUUCCUCAUCGUGUUGAAGAAAAGCUCAAAAAUUCCCUUAGAAAGUUUUGUGAAGAGAUUACACGUUGGGUUGCGCAUCUUCUGCGAAUAGUAUUUCGCCAUAAAUGUCUGAGGAAAAGUCACGAAAUUCGGGGCAUUGAUCCAAAAUGGUGCAUUUGGUCAAUUUAUGGUAAAAUCGACUAUGAAAAAAGCGCGAGGAAAAUUCUGGAGAUUGGCAGUUUAACUGAUUUGCAUAAAUUUCUCAUCAUGUGUGAAUUUUACAUGGAAGAUGAGAUCAAAAAGUUUUCGUUGAAUCUGCUGCCAUCUGAAUUCAUCGAGAAAGUAAAAUUUUCCACUAACCGUUCUUGUUUUUAUUGGAUUUGUUUUCUAAAAAAUGAACUUUGGAGAAUGCCAGUUCAAAAUCCCCUUUUUGCAUAUCUCGAAUAUUUAGACGAUUUUGACCUUUUUGAGCAUAUGUCCAAGUAUUAUAGAAUAAAAAUACAUCCUGAUUGUAGGUACAGCAAUAAAUUUUUCUGGUAUCGCUUAAGUAAAGAUGAUCAAGUAAGAAUAGCUAAUGCUUGGAUUUGUUAUAGAGAUUGCAAGGACUUCGCUUUUUUAGAACAAAUCCUUUCGGAAAUGUCAUGGUAUCAACAACAAUGUUUGUUGUCUGAAUUGUCUGAAAGGCCUUUCAUAAUCAUUGCUCGUUUUGCCAUGCGGCAUCGUGCGCCGCAAAUGGCACUCUGGAUAUGGAAACACUUCAAAAAUGAGAUGGCUGUAGAACAAUUUGCCAGGUUAUUUUGUGAUUUGAUAUGCAAUGGAACGUCGAUGUUUACGUUGCUUGAGAUUUGGGAGACUGCUUCUGAUCAUCAGAAAGAUUAUUUCAUUUCAAACAUGUCUGAAGAGUUCAUUUCUAGCUACAGUCAAAGUCAAAUGUUUGUGCCGAGUAGGCUGAUGACUGAAAUUUUUAGAAUUAAAAGAAACAUGGUGUUGAAAAAAACGACUCAAGACGUUAUGCCAUGGCACGAUCGUUAUUUGCUGAACAACAUUCUGGAUAAUUGUUCACCAUGCUCUAAUGACCAAUUAACAUCGAUAAAAUUAUUUAUCGAUUCUUUCAGAUUUAUAACACAUUUACAAAAUAUAUUUUCCCAUCGAAAUUUUCAAAUGUUUGAGGACGAAUUGAAAGCUUACUUUUUGCACGAUGUUGAUGCUGCCCGUGCAUACAAACGAUUGUUCUUGGAGCAAGUAUCUCCAAAAUUGAUUGGUCAGUUACGCUUAAUUACGAAUGUAAAUUUGUGGAACGAAUUUAGUAACUAUAUUGAGGAUGUUUUCGAAAAUGAUGUAGCAGCAGCAUUGAAAGUGAAACGAAGAUUCCUAUCCCACAUGGCUUACUUCUCUCUUAAUUCACAAUGUUACUUUGAUCUCCGUCGUGGUUUUGAUGAUCUAGAGAAAAUUGUUGAAUCUGUGUUUGAAAGUAGCAACCUGAGACACGUGAGAUAUGAUUUUUCUAGUUUUUUCAGUACUAAUAUAAAGUCGACACGUUCCUUUGUGUAUUUCGAUAAAAAGUUCGGAUCAAAGUUUAGGCAGUGGUGUUUGGCGGUCUUUGAUGAUUCACUUUGGCCUGUUCGUGAUUUAAAUACUGAGUUUUUGAGCCAUGGUUACGAUGAGAGUACUUCGGGUGAGGAUGAAGAGGAUAUGAGUUGGAGCGAAAAUUAAGACAACAGGAUUUUGGAUGAAGACGCAGAUGGUAUGUAGUAAUUUGAAUGAAAGUGUAAAUAUAAGUUAAGGUGAUUUUGACAAAUGAAGAGACAGAAUUUUUAGUAAAGAUGAAAAGUGACUGGACUGCAGAUAUCAACAUACUUCAUUUUAUUAAAUACCUACUACCUAUAGGUAUGGUGGUAAUAAUAAGUACCUAUAUGCUUCGUAAAUGGAUCACCAUACCUGACAUAAAAAUAAUUUAUAUUUCACCAACCAAAACCCAAAAAAAUUGUUACUGUUUAUGCAAGUCCCGUACUAGGUAAUUAACUGACUAAUGUAAGCGUAAUUAAUGAUUUUUAUGAAAUAAAUGUUCUUAACUGGA
Messenger RNA from Planococcus citri (citrus mealybug), 2522 nucleotides. RefSeq lists its product as uncharacterized. The transcript has 2 exons. Lineage: Eukaryota; Metazoa; Arthropoda; Insecta; Hemiptera; Pseudococcidae. Bases 209 to 2158 code for a protein of 649 amino acids. The record is from RefSeq and is a predicted model, not a curated record.